Sphaerodactylus townsendi is the source of this 2095-nucleotide messenger RNA. It is a transcript of the gene LENG9, whose product is annotated as leukocyte receptor cluster member 9. The record is from RefSeq and is a predicted model, not a curated record. Lineage: Eukaryota; Metazoa; Chordata; Lepidosauria; Squamata; Sphaerodactylidae. Gene Ontology annotation, molecular function: metal ion binding.
AAACUAACCCCUGGGGCAAAUGAAAUCCUGCCCAAAGGGCUCUUGAGCACGUUAAAAGGACGCCAAUUGGGGGAAGCGCGCCCUCUGCUGGCUGCCUGUGGGAAUUGUUGGGUGGGUGACUUCAACAUCCCAUCAUGCUUUCAAGAGGUUCCCGUUAAGGUCCGCCUCCGCCCUUGUCUCCAGGAAGGACAGAUCAGGAAACAAAACAGCGGUGGAGAUCGACUGAUACCUUGGGGAUCGCCGUCAAAGAAGGGCGUGUGGGGCCGGGGAUCGACUGGCUGGCUGGGAGAAUAAGAGCCAUUACCUCUUAAGCAAUGGCAGAGUUGCCACUCCCCGCUGCUGGGAAUCCUGCCACCCACCCUUCUGACGCUGCUGCAGAAUCACCGUCACCCGUUGCUGAUUCAACACCAGGUGAGAACGGCACGCUCGAGGGGAAAACCCCGUGCCGUUUUUUCAAGGAAGGGCGCUGCCGCUUUGGGACUCGUUGCCGCAAUCUCCACCCCACUGAUCCAGGCAACACCUGCAAUUUAGAAGACCACAGACCUCCCAGCCAGGAACUUUCCCUGCACCCUCCCGCGGAGAAAAAACCUCCCAUGAAAACUGCCGAGGACGUCAUCUCCCUUCGCAUAGAGGCUGCGGAUGGGACCCCCGGGUGCCGGGCUAUUGAAUCGCUUUCCACCAUCGGGCUACCUGAUCGGCAGUAUCUUAAGCUGACCUUAGAAGAACCUUUUGCCGCUUUCUCCUGGGAGGACCUGGCUUCGGCCGCGCCCGGGGUGCUGGCUAUCCCCAAACAUAGAAUCCAGUACUUCAAAUACGGGGACGUGUGGGACAAAGCCAGCCGCACAGACGACGUCUUUGGGUCUACAGGCGGCGGGAGAACCAUCUUACAGGUGAUAAAGGAAGAAGAAGCUGCGGCAGAGGCUGUUGGGGGAAAGGCGCACGGCCGUGCUCCAGAUGAAGGAGGAGGGAGAACGGGAGAAGAGGGCAGUCUUGAUUCAGCCGGAGAUGUAGAAAAGGGCUUGGACGGAGCAGCCGGCAGACAGGAGGCAGUUGAGCAGUUUGGGGAAACGGUGGAAAACUUGGAUGGAAGUGCAGCAACCGGGGAGGCAGGAGGAAAAGUGGCCGAGUCGGGCACAGUAGGACAUCCCGAGGAAGAGUUGUCCACGUUGGUUGGCAUGAAACAGGAAGAUGAGCCAAUGGUAGGGGAGGAGGAUGAAGAAAACGGGGCUUCUGAAAGCAGAACUGGGAGACACUUUCCUUGUCACAGACAGCGCCCGACCCACUUCCUGGCCAUCCAGGUCACAAGUUCUGAGAUUCGGAAAGCGGCGGGGCAUAUCCAGAGUACCCUUUGCAAGGUCCGCCCGGACUUAGCUGAAUUCUGUGUGCCUCUGCCUACUCUCCACCUCACGUUAUGCCUGCUGCGUUUAGACACCCCCGAAGAGAUCCACAGAGCUAUUGCGGCUCUGCAGGAGCUGCAAACGCACAACCGUCGGCUGCUGCCCCCUGCCUUGGUCACGUCCUUCCAGGGGGUGGAGAUGUUCCAUUCCCGCGUGCUCUACAUGUGCCCGACCUCUGUGGCUGAUCUGGGAACACUGGUCCGCACUUUGGAAGAUGCCUUUCGCAGGAAGGGUUUGACGGUGAUUCCCCCUCCCAAGCAAGAUACGUUCCACUUGACGGUGGUGAAGAUCCCCAGGAAGCUGGGGCUGCACUUGCCAGCGGAUUCUUCCUGGCUCCCUCCCAUCGAAGAUUUGGAGAGCCAGGCUGUAGAGGCAAUAUGCUUGUGUGAGGUCGGGCAAGGGAGGAAGACGGAUGGAUUUUAUACCACUGUGUUGAAAUUAGAUCUGUACUGGGAAGGGAACGGGUAGCAGCCGGCAGAUAAGUACGGCUUGGACUCUGGGCCUAGCUUCUGUCCACUCUUGAGGGAGGGAAGGGUCUUCUAAUAAGGCCGUCUCCUCAUCCCACUUGAAUUCAUUCUGGAUUAAGAGUUGGAUUUAUAUCCCUCCUUUCUCUCCCAUAAGGAGACUCAAAGGGGCUUACAAUCUCCUUUCCAUUCCCCCACAACAAACACACUGUGAGAUGAGUGGGGCUGAGAGAG